ACCAAUCCUACCAUGAGUCUACGUCGGACCGCGCUAGCGACGGUUGUGUCGAUACCGGUAUUGUAACAUUCGUGACAUUGUGACUCAGGCGAUAGGGGAAAACACAUGUUAGCAAGCCUUAUAAUAGUUUUGUGAAGUGCGAACAUGGAUACGAAUGUUAAAGAAAUGAAACCCAGGCCGUUCAGUUUAAAAAUGCGUAUUCUGAGUGCGUUAAGAAGCAUUUUAGAUGCAAUGACGCGUAUUCUAUUCAAACUGUAUUACGGGACAAAAGGAAAAGGGAUACCGCCAAUAAAGGACAGUAUACUUAAACAGCCGGCUAUUGAAGUCGCCAGAAAAAUAAGGAUGAGAGAGGUAUCCAGCGUAGAAGUAUUAAAUAUUUGCAUACAAAGGAUAAAGGAAACCGAUCCAGUAACUAACUACUUCACGGACGAUCGUUUUGAAUUGGCAUUAAAGGAAGCAAAAGAUGCAGACGAUCUUGUUAAAAGUGGGUCAAUGUCUAUAGCAGAUUUAGAACGGGAGAAGCCAUUUUUAGGCGUACCCUUUACAACUAAAGACAGCAUUGGCGUAGAAGGACUACAUAUGACUGCCGGUAUCACAUCAAGGAAGGACUGUAUAGCCGAAAAAGACGCCGAUGUAAUAAAACUAUUAAAGGACACUGGCGCCAUAAUUAUUGGAGUCACUAAUGUCCCGGAAAUGUGCAUGUGGUACGAAACUUACAACUGCAUAUACGGGAGGACACUGAAUCCAUAUAACACUACCCGUAUGGUGGGCGGGUCGUCGGGCGGCGAAGCUGUUAUACAGACUCUUGGAGGGAGCAUAUUUGGAAUCGGGUCCGACAUAGGCGGCUCUAUUCGCAUGCCCGCUUAUUUUAAUGGCAUAUUUGGCCACAAACCCACGAGAAGAGCAGUGUCUAAUAAAGGACAAUAUCCUGAAAUCAAGAAUGAUGAUAUUAACCUGUACUUAUGCAUAGGACCCAUGACGAGAUUUGCCGCUGAUUUAAAGCCCAUUCAGAAGAUCAUAUCAGGAGACUACGCAAAAACCCUUGAUCUGGACAAACCUGUGGACAUUGGAAAACUUAAAGUCUAUUACCAGUUCAGUAAUGAAGCCCCAUUGAUAAGUGACGUAGAUCCAGAAAUAAGACGAGCACUGUUAAAAGUUGUCGAACAUUUUAAAGUAAAACAUAACAUAGUUAGCGAGGAAAAGAAAAUCGAAUGGCUAAAGCGAUCUCAAGCAAUAUGGUUCACAACAAUGAAGAGCGAAACUCCCUUCGCAUCUUACAUAAUGAAAAACCCGAGCAUGACAUCAAAUAUUAUAGAAAUAUUCAAAAAUCUGUUUGGUUUCUCGGGAAAUACUUUGAUUGGACUCUUUGUUGCGUUGACAGACCAAGAAAAGUUUGAUCCAAAGAGCAAGAAAUACAAAUACUUUAUGGAGGCUCGUGAUUAUUUAGAGGAGGAGAUUAAGAAAAUGCUGGGAGAUGAUGGCAUCUUUCUGUAUCCCACACAUCCAACAGCAGCUCCCUAUCAUAACCAGCCGCUAGUAAGACCAAUGAAUUAUCACUACACAGCCAUAAUAAAUAGUCUGGGUUUCCCAUCAACUACUGUACCUCUUGGAUUAAACAGCGAAGGUCUGCCGAUAGGACUCCAGGUUAUAGCAAAUUUCAAUAAUGACAGAUUAUGUUUCGCUGUUGCUGAAGAAUUAGAAAAGGCAUUCGGGGGCUGGGUUGAGCCCCAAAGUGAUAAAAGGAGGUAGUAGUUAAAAUUAUUAUUUAAAAAUUAAGUGCCUACUGUUACUGGGAUGAUAAGUUAUUUGAAGACAAUGUUUAUGCAAUUAAUUACUUAUAAUAUUUGUUAGUAUCUCAUUUUAAUUUAUUAUAGUGUUUUUAAUCAUUCUGAAUAAAAAAUUGUUUUAUUUUGAUAUCAUAAUUAUGUAAGUUUGAUUUCUCCUAACAAAUAAAGUCACUAAAAAUGGCAAUGU
Bicyclus anynana (squinting bush brown) is the source of this 1974-nucleotide messenger RNA. RefSeq names its product fatty-acid amide hydrolase 2-B. The coding region runs from base 145 to 1749 and encodes 534 amino acids. NCBI's taxonomy places the organism in Eukaryota, Metazoa, Arthropoda, Insecta, Lepidoptera, Nymphalidae. The transcript has 6 exons. The record is from RefSeq and is a predicted model, not a curated record.